This is a messenger RNA of Talaromyces atroroseus, 780 nucleotides long. RefSeq lists its product as hypothetical. Gene Ontology annotation, cellular component: plasma membrane. The record is from RefSeq and is a predicted model, not a curated record. The transcript has 2 exons. The coding region runs from base 1 to 780 and encodes 259 amino acids. Lineage: Eukaryota; Fungi; Ascomycota; Eurotiomycetes; Eurotiales; Trichocomaceae.
AUGAACGGGUACGAAUUCCUCCCAAAAACACCCGAGCUUGUCGAGCAGCGACGCAUUGCAUUAGAUUGGUACGCGAAUCUAGCGCAGACCUCGCAGCUUACAGUUCACCUGGUUAUCUUGAUCUGCGAAUUAGUCCAGGUGAGGAAAUUCACAAAAAAGUCUCGUCAGAGAGGCGACGCAGCUGUGCUGGCAAGAAACCUGAAGUUUACAUUGAGCACAGAAGUGGUCAAGGGAUAUGGCACAUAUGGGCAAUGGGUCUUUGGGAUAGCCUGGACGGCAUGGCUGGGAUUCUUAUGUAUUACCGAGACUGCGCCUGAUUACCUGCACCUCACGAAACGGUUCGGACUCGUCGCAGCCUCGCAACUACCGAUUCACUACCUCCUCGCUGCGACACCUCUUCAGCUCGCUCUUAGGAGUUCCUCCUACAGACCAAAUAUGUCAUUACACAAAGUCACCGGAAAGAUUAUCAUCGCCUUCUUCGCCGUCCAUAUGUCACUCUACAGCAUCUGCUUUGUGCAAAUGGGCAUAUUUUGGAAAAGUGUUCAGCAGCCAAACAUUGUAGUUGCUUUGAUCAGCGCUGGUAUUCUGUUUAUCAUUGGAAGCACGGCGACUCAAUUCUUCCGUCGCAGAUAUUACUCGUGGUUUUAUAUGUUGCACGUUAUCGGAUCAACUCUUGUGCUACCGCUGCUCUUCUUUCACGUUAACCAUAUCAGAAUAUAUCUAUUUGAGAGUGCGGCGGUUCUCAUUAUCAAUGCUGUCCUUCGCUCUCGAAACUGGUAA